Messenger RNA from Scomber scombrus (Atlantic mackerel), 342 nucleotides. It is a transcript of the gene msraa, whose product is annotated as methionine sulfoxide reductase Aa. Bases 52 to 342 code for a protein of 96 amino acids. Gene Ontology annotation, biological process: cellular response to oxidative stress. The record is from RefSeq and is a predicted model, not a curated record. Gene Ontology annotation, cellular component: cytoplasm. The transcript has 3 exons. NCBI's taxonomy places the organism in Eukaryota, Metazoa, Chordata, Actinopteri, Scombriformes, Scombridae. Gene Ontology annotation, molecular function: peptide-methionine (S)-S-oxide reductase activity.
AUAACCAGCAGCUCUAACUGUCAGUGUGCAGCAGCAGCAGCUCGAGGAUCAAUGGUUCAUUCCUCCAUCAGGCUCCGUUUAGUUUGGCGUCAUUUUAUAAACAGUCGAAUGGGAGAAAUGUCCUCCAAAGCGCAGAUGCCAACCCCAGAAACAGCGCUGCCUGGCCGGACUGACAGCAUCAAAGUGUCCGCCAAACACGACGUGAACGGAAACAAGACGGUUCCUCCUUUUCCAGAAGGAACAGAGAUGGUGAUGUUUGGGAUGGGCUGUUUCUGGGGAGCAGAGCGGAAGCUUUGGAGACAGAAAGGAGUUUAUUCCACCCAGGUGGGCUACACGAUUUAA